AUGAAAUCUCAAGGAGUUAUACACAUCCGCCGCAUAACUAUUCGGCGGGACGGACAACUCAUUGAAACGAAGCACCACAUCCUUACAUUUCAGAUACCCACAAUACCCGAAUCAGUUUACGCCGGUUAUAUAAAGUUGCCUGUGAAAACAUACAUCCCUGAUCCAUUAAGGUGUUAUCAGUGCCAGGGCUUUGGACACGCAAAAUUAAAUUGCCGCGGGUCUCUCACUUGUGGCCGCUGUGCUCAAAAAGGGCAUGAGAUCCAACAGUGUUCUGCUAAAGAAAAGUGCAUAAAUUGCAGCGGCGAUCAUCCUUCAUACUCUCGAUCCUGCCCAUGCUGGAUACUUGAAAAACAAAUUACAUCUAUUAAAGUAAAAGAAAAUAUAUCUUACCCUGAAGCCAGGCGUCGGGUCCAGGCUCAAACACCCAUCCCUGGUGUCAGCUAUGCAUUCGUUACUAAACAAACAUUUUUCAAAAACUGUUCUUGUUACAGUUGUGUUAAAUAUUCCGAAACCCAUAACGCUUCUCCAAAAGCAUCUGAUUCUGACUCCACUCAUUCCACUUAUCUUGCAACUGAGACUCGUAAAGCCGUAAAACGAAAAUCAAAGACAAAAUCGCAAACUUCUCUGACUUUAAACCUUGCGAAACGUGGUCUUACACAUAAAGAUCUGCUUUAA
Messenger RNA from Argiope bruennichi, 675 nucleotides. RefSeq lists its product as uncharacterized. Lineage: Eukaryota; Metazoa; Arthropoda; Arachnida; Araneae; Araneidae. The coding region runs from base 1 to 675 and encodes 224 amino acids. The transcript has a single exon. Gene Ontology annotation, molecular function: nucleic acid binding; zinc ion binding. The record is from RefSeq and is a predicted model, not a curated record.